AUGACGCACCAGAAUCACCAAACUAACGGCGCCAGUUUGGAAGAUUGCCACACGAACUUUUUCGCUUUGGCCGAUCUGUGCGGUAUACGAUGGCGUCAGCUGGUGCUCGGUGAGCGCCCGAACGCGUCGAGCGAUCCGCUCGACGAUCCCGUGCUGCGGUCGUACUCGAAAUGUCUCGCCGUCGAUAUCCUGUGCGUGUGGCGGCGGGUGGCCGCCCCGAAGCCCAAACCGAAGCUCGACCCGGACCCGAGCAGCAUGUUCGACAUGAGCAUCCCGGGCACCGGUAACAGUGGGUCCGUCCUGCACCCGCCCCUCUCGCUGACCGCCGCCAAGGAGCUGUGGAUCUUCUGGUACGGCGAGGAACCGGACCUGACCGAACUCGUCGCUCCCGAGCUGCUCAAUUCGUCCGAAGCCGGCGACAAAGGAUCCUGGGAGAAUGGACUGUCCUACGAGUGCCGGUCGCUGCUGUUCAAGGCGUUGCAUAAUGUGAUCGAAAGAUGCCUCCUGUCUCGGGACGUGGUGCGGCUUGGCAGGUGGUUCGUUCAGCCGAGCUCCAACAGUGAGCGAGUGUUUGGCAAAAGCUCACUGCAUCCGUCGUUUUCGUUUGCGUUCUUCGUGCACGGCGACAGUACCGUGUGUGCCUCGAUGGACAUCCGGGAACACCCGCCGGUGCGGCCGCUCAUGAUGAAGCACCUGGAGGAAGCGCAAGCGCAACAACCGACAACACCACCCGGCGCCGGAUCUUCCGGAUCUGCGGGCCCGGGGUCCGGUGGUGAAGCGACCCUCCCUGGACAAGCGUCCUCCGGUAAUGGCAACCCCACAGGUUCUGGUGCCGCACCGCCGACGAGCCACUCGAAGCCACGCUCCGUCAUCCUGGCACCGUUCGGGCUGGCGGCGACGCUUACGGGACAAAGCUACAAGACGAGCGAUCCGCAGACACAGAAAGUGCUGGACGACUGGAGCGCCUUCUAUCCGAUCUCGAACAAGAGUGUGAGCCUGAGCGACAGCGCCGACUCGGUGCCACCGAUCGUGGAGAUCAUGAUCGGCGGCGUGAAGAUGCGUUACCCCUCGAAGUACGUGCUGGUGACGGAUAUGGACGAUUGGUCACCGCCACCAGCAAACGAUGACGCUGCGGCGACCACCAACGAACCGUCGGCAGCUAAGGCCGCCGCCGCCGUCCAGGGCAACAACAAUCAAACGGCGGGCUCCGUGAAAGCCGAGCUACUAGAGAUCAAAAGCGAACGAUCAAGCGGUCCUUCGACAGUCAAUUCGACAACGGGCAACAAUCAAAUGGCUUCGGCUUCGGCUUCGAAGGAGGUCCCGAAUCCUGCUCCUGGGCACACGCAGCGGAACCACAAGUCGAUGAUGACCCCACCGCUCACGGUACCCGAAUCGCCCUCGAACGAUCUCGGCAACCCGUACAGCAUGUCCUCGGCGUUGAUCAACAAAUCGGCCGCUGUCAUCCUGCCCGAACGCGUCUGGCAGGACUGCAUCAUGCACGCACCGGCCGCCAGCGUAGCAGCGACUACGACGACGACCACGACAGCAUCACCAUCCGCUGGUGGAACCACGGCCGGCGCUGUAACGAUUAAAACCGAACCAAAGGACAGUAGCAGCAGCGGCGGCAGUGCCGGCGGCAGCAGUAACCCGUCAGCAACGGUCGGAGAUGAAAACUCGUCCGGUGCCGCCAACGGAGUGGACGCCAACGGCAACUCGUCGGUCUGGGAGAUCUGCAAUCCGACGGCGAAGAUGUCCUGCAUCUGCAUCAAAUCCAACCAAAAAUGUUCAUCAAACAGUGCCGGCGGUGGCAAUGGUGGCGGUGGCCCGUCCGCUGGCAGCACCACACCGUACGGUGGCCCACCGUCCUACUGCCGGAACCCGCUGUCGAUUGGCGACUCUCAUCCGCUGCCGUCGGAAGGCUCACCGGCCAGUGCGGCCCCGUCACCGAUGCAACCGUCAUCCGUUUCACAGCCGACCUCGGUUCCGUCGGGCGAUCAGCUUAUGACGAUGUCACCGCACCCGCCGGCCUCGAACAAUCCGCGCAGCGUACAGCCGGGUACGCCGUGUUUGGACCAUCUGGACAAGAACACUCCGGCUCCGACGCCAACGGAUCAACACGACAGCAAAAGCAUCACCGCGUCACCGUACCACACACCGUCCCAUUCGGCGACGACGACGUCGGCGGCGGCCUCCGAUCCGGCCACCGGCGCAUCACACCAACAGCAGGCGCAGCAACAGCAGACGCAGCAGCAACAGCAGACCGGUUCCGGCGGCAACAACAACGGCAGCAGUAGCAGCAGCAGCAGCAACAGCAGCUGCAACAGUUCCGCGAGCAGCAACAACUCGCUGCUGAACCAACUGAAAGCAUCACCCCGAAGUGGCACCACGACGGUGGUCGGUGGCCUUAAGGUGCGCUCGGAGUCGGCCCUCGGUGCCGGCGGCGGUGGAGUGCCGAUGACGCCGAGCAUUCACAGCGUGUACAGCACGGCACACCAGACGGCGCUGGCGAACAAUUUGGCCAGCAAGCGGGAAUCGAUCGUGCAGAUGCUGCAGUCGCUGAAGCGGCCAUCGCUCUACUGCAAGGACUACGAGACGCUCCAGUGCGAGGACAUUCCCUGUAACUCGCAGCUCCUCUACGACUACAGUUCGGUCGAUGCCUGGAUGAACCAUCCCGUGAAGCGGAUGCGACUGGCAGCGGAGGAGAAUCGGCUGGUGCGGCAAAUCCGGAAUCUCGAUCUGUACGCCAACGAGCGGACCCGAUUCGGUGGCGGUACGGCGGGUCCCGGCGCGGGCUGCAAUAGUUUGCUGAUGAAGGGCCUGGAAGGCGAUCACCGGUUCUCCGAGCAUCACAAUCCGGGUGGUGGCUGUGACAAUGGCGCUUCGUUGGGCACCGGCGGAUCGUUACUGGGUGUCCCCGGCGGUGGCGGCGGGUUGCUUCUCGGACAGAUCAAGCUGGAAAUGGGCUGCGAUGGGGAGCAGCGAGCAGCGAACGGCGGUGGUGGAGGAUCGAGUAAUGGAUCGGGUGACGGCACCGGAACUGGUGACGCGUUGCUUGGGGAGCACGAGAUCAAGAAGGAGAAGGAGGACAAGGGCGGUGGCUACAGUUUGCUGACGGAUCAGGAUUUACAGCCUUCGAUCGAUGAUCUGAAUCAGAUCUUUGACGACGGCGGACCGUUCAAUGACGAUGCGGACAUGCACAAUACGCCGCCCGGUUCGAACAAGAGCAGCAGCGGGAGCGGCGGGUUCUCGGAGGAAGGCAAACGGUACCCGCACUCGAACCACCACCACCACCACGCGGCCAACACGGGCAUCCUGAGCCCGAAGGAGCUGUCGCAGAUGUUUCCCACGCCGCCCAGUCUCGAUCCGCACCCGAACUCGAGUCCCGGCGGUGGCGGUUGCCUUUCGGACGGUGGCAUCGUGAUCGACACGAUGGUCGAUCUGCAAAUGUCGCUGACAUCGGUCGGUGGUGCUACGGCCCAACUGGGGUCGGGCGGCUCCGGGGUCGGUGUGAGCACCGUCCCGAAUCUGGGCAGCCCACAGGAGGAACCGAUCGAUGAUUGGUCGUUUGUGUUUCUUCCACCGACGAUCUGUUCGUACGUCGGAUCGUCAAAGUACGCCCCGCUGCCAAACCUUCCGAGUCAGUCGGGGUCUUCGUCACAACAAAUCGACAAACAAAUCGUGUACAAAUCGACACGCCAGAAGCAGAAAGAAAAGGCCGCGGCCGAGCGAGAGAAGCAGAAGUUGCUGCGCGAGCAGCAAGAACGGGAACAGCACCAGGACCAACAGCAGCAGCAAUCUCACUCCCAGGCGGACAGUGCCGGGUCCGGGGGUCAUAUGAACACACCAAGCGUACCGCACUUGGGUCACCCGCCAAUAGGCAUGGUGGGUUCUGGAUUGGUGGCCGGUUUGAUACCGCUCAUCAAACAGGAACUGACGGUUCCGCAGCCCCUCAACACCCCGAACUCGAUGCUGGGCGGACUAGGGCUGGGCGUUCUGAACGGCGGCGGUACCGUGAGCCACCAUCCGUACUCGAAUCCGGCCUCGCAGGGCACUCAAUCGCAGCCUCACUCGCGGCCACCUUCGGUGAACUCUCUCCCGGGCGGUAUAAUGGGAGGUGGCGCCGGAAUGCUGAGUCCUUCACCAGCCGGCGGCGGCACCGGUGGAAUGUUUCACCCGUCGAUGGGUGGCAUUCCGGUUCCGUUGCGUCAAGGCAUGUCACCGAUUUCACCCGCCACACCCGGCGGAUCGAUGCGCGUCCCGACACCGCAAGGAUCGUGCCCGUUGCCGUACCCCUCGCCACUCGGUGCGGCCGGCAGUCCGAAUCCGAUGAGCUUCCGGCGCACGACACCCCUGUUGCCGCCGCCACCGUACGACGUGGCCACCGCAAGUCCGGCCAACUCGAGCGUUCCGACACCUUCGCCUUACCACAGCAAACAGUUCCAGCUCGAUGGCGGUGACGGACGACCCGGAUCGCGUGGUCCCCUCACACCGUCAUCGUCCGGGCCACUGAGCUCUAACGUGGGACCGCUGACGGCGGGUGUGGGCCUCCCAGGAGGGUUGACGAGCACCGCCAUGGCACUGAACGGAGACACGAUACACGCCGGAACCGGAGCGAACCGAUCGACGACCACGGUAACGACGAUCGAGACCAAUGCGCUGCUCGUGAACAUGCUUCUGUACGAUACGGCACUCAACAUUUUCCGCGAUCACAACUUCAAGAGCUGCACGCUCUGCGUGUGCAAUGCCGGGGCCAAGUGUGUGGGUAAUAUUCGGGGCGCCGACAGUGGCCUCUACCAUGCGCUGCCCGGCACGAACUGGAUGGAUUCCGUGGUGGCCGGCAACGAUGCUACUGGCGAUGGAUCUUCUGUGACAGGCAGUGGCGGGUUGAAUGCCGGCGGUCGUCUCGCGAAACUGACCGGUGGUGGAUCGUCGGGUGGUGGCAUUUUGGCACACUUGGGUCUCGGUGGAGGCCACGGCAGCAACAACAAUAGUAGCAACGCCGUUGCUGCUGCGACUGGAGGGGCGAUCACGAUCAACACGGACAGUCUGCAGAACGGGUACCUGGACGAGGAUCCGAUCGAUUGCCAGUGCGGGUUCAGUGCGGUCGUUAACCGGCGGAUGGCGCACCGGGCGGGUCUGUUUUUCGAGGACGAAAUGGAGAUCACGGGCAUGGCCGAGGAUCCGUCGGUGCACAAGAAAAGUUCACUGUUCGAGUUCCUCAACGGUAGCGCAAAGGCCAUCAGGGGGAUUGCCACGGACAGCGGCGCCGCGGGGACUGGCAGCACCAGCGCGUUGGCCACGGCCACCGGCAGCAGUUGUGAAAGUUUGCCCCUAACGCUGAAGGUGAUGGAUCUGCUGCGGGAACAGUGUUCGAUGGUGCAGAGUUCGAGCAACUCGAUCCACCGGGCGGUCAGUCGGUACCGGGGGCCACUGUAUGGCCGUGGGGCGGCCGAUGGCGCGACGGUGCAUCUGCUGGAGUACGUGGACGCGAACGAUGUGAUCAGUAUGGCGCUGGAGCAGGGUCGAUUGCAGGCGAUCAACGAAGCCAAGAUGGACCUCGACCAGCAGCCGGGGUCGGUGGCCGGUGUCGGCAGCAACAGCAACAGCAGCAGCAGCGCCGGUGGUGCUUCGUCGUCCUCGUCGUCCGUGACGGCUCUGGUGAAGGGCGGCACCCUGCGGGGCGUGAUGAACGUGCACAAAUGGCCGUUCCUGCGGGCGGGCGGUCCGAAGAGCAACCAGGACAUUGUGCGGAUGAUGAAGUCGAUGCAGCCGCUGCUGCAGGACGCGUUCCACAAGAAGUGCACCACGCGGCUCUGGGACGCUCCGUACACGAUCCAGGGCCCACUGACGUGGCGUCAGUUCCAUCGGCUUGCCGGGCGGGGUACGGGCCAGUGCGAACCGCAACCGAUCCCGUCGCUGAUCGUGGGCUACGAGAAGGACUGGCUGUCGUUGGCCCCGUACGCCCUACACUACUGGGACAAGCUGCUGCUCGAACCGUACUCGUACCCGCGGGACGUGGCCUACGUAGCGAUCGUGCCGGACAACGACUAUGUCGUGGGGAAGGUGCGCACGUACUUCAAGGAACUCAGCACGACGUACGAGAUGUGCAAACUGGGACGCCACACGCCCAUCAAGGGCUGGGACGGGGUGCUCCGGGUCGGCAGCCAGCGGGUGCUGAAGGAAACGCAAAACUCUAACCUCGACGAGUGGUUCAUCAAUAUGGGCGCCGAUCAGCAGCGAAGAAACGGUGCCACGGGGGGCAACGGUCGAGCAACGGCCCCCGGGGCAGCCUGCGGGUCCAGCUCGGCGCUGAACGAACUGUUGCGGCUGUACGCACAAACGUGCCAGCAGCAGUUGGCCCCGUACCUCUCGAAGGUACCGUCGGACAAGAGUCUCCUCGAUCCGCCCGAAAGCCAUCACGCGACGGGUUCCGGGUCGUCGUCCUCCGGGUCGUCCGGAGCUGGCGGCAGUGGUUCCUCGUCGUCAUCACUCGGUCCGGGUGGUGGCGGUGGCAGUGGAGGUAGUGGCGGUAGCUCGAUGGCCACCAACCGGGACGCUGCUCCCGGACAGAGCCCUAUGCCACCACCACCGCCCAGCACUCCCGAUCCGUCGCAACCGGGAGAUAAGGCACCGAACACCCCGAAGUUCGAUCAUGAUGCAGAAAAUCGCGACCAACUGAAUGCCUCGUCGUCGAGCCCCUCGGAAGCGAUGCGGAUCGACGACGAUGGGAAAGAUCCGCCGCACAUCGUGCUUUACAUCGUGGAACCGUUCACCUGCGGCAACGAUUCACCGGACGUCGAGCGGCUCGCGUGCCUAUCGCUGUUGCGCUGCUACUCGAACAUCCUGAAUGCGGUGCCCGAAUCGAUCCGCAGCAACAUUAGCGUGCAGAUCGUUUCGUUGGAAAGCAUUCUCGAGCUGGGACGGAGCAGGAACCGGUUGCGGCUGAGCGAUCACAUGCGGUGCCUGGCGUUGAGUGUGUUCUCGCAGAGCCGCAAGUAUCUGGCGCACAGCAACACGGUCAAGAGUCUGACCGGGUUCGGGACGGCCGCCAACGCGGAGCAGUUCAUUCGCGGGAAGGACGACAAGAACCGGGUGCCGUACCGGCUGUACACGCCACCGUACGUGCUGGCCAAGUCGUGCGAGAAGAGCGAAAACACGGAAUCGUUCGGCAAAACGAGCAUCAAGCAGCAGUGCUCGAUCAUGUACUGUAGCUACUGCUUGAGCGAGGACCAGAGCUGGCUGCUGGCGGUCGCCACGGACGAUCGGGGCGAGUUCCUGGAGACGGUCACGAUCAACAUCGACAUUCCGAAUCGGGCACGGCGAAAGCGCGCUUCGGCCCGGCGUUACGGGCUCCAGAAGCUGAUGGACUUCAUCCUGGGGUUGAUCUCGCAAACGGUCCAACCGUGGCGUCUGGUCGUAGGACGAAUCGGGCGCAUCGGGCACGGCGAGCUGAAGGGCUGGAGUUGGCUGCUGAGCAAACCGAAUCUGCAGCGAGCGUCGAAGCACCUGAAGGACAUCUGCGAACAGUGCUCGCUGAUGCACCCGAUCUCGGUGCCCAGCAUCCUCAGUGCGUGCCUGGUGACGCUCGAGCCGGACUCGGACCUGCGCGUCAUGUCGGACCAGUUUACGCCGGACGAACGGUUCAGCCAGCGAUCGAUGCAGUCGGCCCUCUCGACCCCGCAGGAUGCCACCUGUACGCACAUCCUCGUGUUCCCGACCAGCGCCAAGGCACAGUCUGCGCAAGCAUCGUUCAGCGUCAUUGGGGAGCUGGACAUCAACGAGGAUCUGAACAUGGUCAUCAUGGACGGGGACGACGAUGACGAUGGCAUCAACAUGUUGGGUGCCAGCGAUUUGCUCAACUUCUGGGAUGAUUUGCCGAUGCAGCAGAUCAACAUGACGCACUCGCGGCCAGGCAGUCCGUCGCAGUUCGAGGGCAACCAGCAGAGUCCGGGCGAACGGGGAUCGAACUGUGCCGGGUCACGCGAUGGUUACGGUUCGCAAGAUUCCGAGGAGGUUGGUGUAGUUUUGCAGCAACCGCUGGCGAUCGGGUACCUGGUGUCGACGGCACCGACGGGCCGUAUGCCGGCGUGGUUCUGGUCCUCGUGCCCGCACCUGGAGAACGUGUGCCCGGUCUUUCUGCGGACCGCGCUGCACCUGCACAGUCCGACGAUUCUGCAGAACACCGACGAUCCGUUGCAGCAGAACCAAUCGUCCACGGAGCAUCCGCUCGACUCGAACAUCACGGCCGACGUGCUGCGGUACGUGCUCGAGGGCUACAACCUGCUGUCCUGGCUGGCGAUGGACUCGAACACGCACGAUCGGCUUUCCUGCCUGCCGAUCCACGUGCAGGUCCUUAUGCAGCUCUACCACAUGACGGCCGCCCUGGCGUAA
This is a messenger RNA of Anopheles cruzii, 8391 nucleotides long. It is a transcript of the gene skd, whose product is annotated as mediator of RNA polymerase II transcription subunit 13. Gene Ontology annotation, biological process: regulation of transcription by RNA polymerase II. Lineage: Eukaryota; Metazoa; Arthropoda; Insecta; Diptera; Culicidae. The transcript has 13 exons. The record is from RefSeq and is a predicted model, not a curated record. The coding region runs from base 1 to 8391 and encodes 2796 amino acids. Gene Ontology annotation, cellular component: mediator complex. Gene Ontology annotation, molecular function: transcription coregulator activity.